UUCUAGGGAAGUUACUGCGAUAAGAAUGUUGAAAAUGAUUUGCUGCAAGUUUUUGUCAUUGUUGCUAAUUGCGGCUACCGCAAUGGCGCAGGAUAUUUUUGACAAUACCACCACCCAUAUGGAUGACUACCUUACGGCAAAUAGGCGUAACCAAAAUGCCCUUCUUCAGGACUACGAUAAUCAAAUAGCGAAUUUUAAAACUUUCUACUUGGAAAGGGUGAACAUCGUAAACAUCCAAUUGAAUUUCUUAAUGGACAGCCUCAAGGAAAUCGAUGAAACUUUGUAUACCAUGGAAUUGUUGGGUAAUUGGAACAAAGAAUGCAUUACCAAAUACAAAUCUGCUCUACCCGAAGAAGUGGCAACCAGAGUCAUGAUGAACGUCUGCAUUACCACUGCCAACAGUUUUUUGCCCUCCUUAAUAAAGGAUCUUCAAGAGACUCGUCGGGAUUUGAAAAAAUAUUUUGAGAACAAUUUCGAAGAGAAUGUUGCCAACUGCAAUAAUGAAGCUUGUGUCAGCAAUGUGGUUUCUCAAACCAAUAUGGUUAUGACUGAAAGUCGCAGGACCUUUAAUAAACAAAUGGCCACUUCAACUCAUACAGCCAAUGGCUACAUUAUAACCGCUUUGGAUUGCAGUUUCAAGGCCCAAAGUAAUGCCGUAUCCUUAAUAGCCUCCACUAAAACUCUAAUCGAUAGAUGUGCUCAACAUGCUGACUGCAUACCUAAAACUGGAAGCUUUUGUGAAAAUGUUGAUGAAAUUUCUUCUUAUAUGGUCAACAGUUCGAAGCCAACAGUACCUAACCCAUUCUAUGAACGUAGUGAUAAUGUUACUUGUGUAUUGUGGCAGAUAAAUUGAAAGGCACAAAUAAAAGUUUAGAUUGUGAAGAGGUGUAAUAAGAA
Molecule: messenger RNA, 897 nt
Organism: Stomoxys calcitrans (stable fly)
Lineage: Eukaryota; Metazoa; Arthropoda; Insecta; Diptera; Muscidae
Exons: 3
Coding region: 26-853 (275 amino acids)
Source: RefSeq, a predicted model, not a curated record